AUCUGGAAACUGACCAUGCUCCAAGCCUUUGUUCAGCCGGCGACACCCGCAUACCAGCCGCUCACCGGCCAGCCACCGGCAGAAAUCGAGACGAAGUUUAAGGGCACUUUGGUGCAUGAAGCCCAGCUCAACUAUUUCUACAUACCCCCUGGAGGUUCCAACUAUGGGAGCCCGCGCCCAGCUCAUGCCAACAUGAAUGCCAAUGCCGCUGCGGGGCUCGCCCCUGAGCACAUCCCCACCCCAGGGGCAGCCCUGUCCUGGCAGGCGGCCAUUGAUGCAGCCAGGCAGGCCAAGCUGAUGGGCAGCGCCGGCAACGCCACCAUCUCCACGGUCAGCUCCACACAACGUAAGCGGCAGCAGUACGGGAAACCCAAGAAGCAGGGCAGCACCACUGCCACACGCCCGCCGCGGGCCCUGCUCUGCCUGACGCUGAAGAACCCCAUCAGGAGGGCCUGCAUCAGCAUUGUAGAAUGGAAACCAUUUGAAAUCAUUAUUUUACUGACUAUUUUUGCCAAUUGUGUGGCCUUAGCGAUCUAUAUUCCCUUUCCAGAAGAUGACUCCAACGCCACCAAUUCCAACCUGGAACGAGUGGAAUAUCUCUUUCUCAUCAUUUUUACUGUGGAAGCAUUUUUAAAAGUAAUAGCCUAUGGACUUCUCUUUCACCCCAACGCUUACCUCCGCAAUGGCUGGAAUCUUCUAGACUUUAUAAUUGUGGUUGUAGGGCUUUUUAGUGCAAUUUUAGAGCAAGCAACCAAAGCAGACGGGGCCAACGCUCUAGGAGGGAAAGGGGCUGGAUUUGACGUGAAGGCGCUGAGGGCUUUCCGUGUGCUGCGCCCCCUACGCCUGGUGUCCGGUGUGCCAAGUCUCCAGGUGGUUCUGAAUUCCAUUAUCAAGGCCAUGGUGCCCCUGCUGCAUAUUGCUCUGCUUGUGCUGUUUGUCAUCAUCAUCUACGCUAUCAUCGGCCUGGAGCUUUUUAUGGGGAAGAUGCAUAAGACCUGCUACAACCUGGAGGGCAUAACAGAUGUUCCAGCAGAAGAUGAUCCUUCCCCUUGUGCUCUGGAAUCAGGCCACGGGCGGCAGUGCCAAAACGGCACUGUGUGUAAGCCCGGGUGGGAUGGGCCCAAGCACGGCAUCACCAACUUUGACAAUUUUGCCUUCGCCAUGUUGACCGUGUUCCAGUGCAUCACCAUGGAGGGCUGGACUGACGUGCUAUACUGGAUGCAGGACGCUAUGGGCUAUGAGUUACCCUGGGUGUAUUUUGUCAGUCUGGUCAUCUUUGGAUCCUUUUUCGUUCUAAAUCUGGUUCUCGGUGUGUUGAGCGGCGAGUUUUCCAAAGAGAGGGAGAAAGCCAAGGCACGGGGAGAUUUCCAAAAGCUUCGAGAGAAGCAGCAGCUGGAAGAAGACCUCAAGGGCUACCUGGAUUGGAUCACUCAGGCAGAAGACAUCGACCCUGAGAAUGAAGACGAAGGCAUGGAUGAGGAGAAGCCCCGAAACAUGAGCAUGCCCACAAGUGAGACGGAAUCGGUCAACACAGAAAAUGUGGCUGGAGGUGACAUCGAGGGAGAAAACUGUGGGGCCAGGCUGGCUCACCGAAUCUCCAAAUCCAAGUUCAGUCGUUACUGGCGCCGGUGGAAUCGGUUCUGCAGAAGAAAGUGUCGGGCCGCUGUCAAGUCAAAUGUCUUCUAUUGGCUUGUGAUUUUCCUGGUGUUUCUGAACACACUGACUAUUGCCUCGGAACAUUACAACCAACCCCACUGGCUCACGGAAGUCCAAGACACUGCCAAUAAGGCGUUACUGGCCCUUUUCACGGCGGAGAUGCUACUGAAGAUGUACAGCCUGGGCCUCCAGGCCUAUUUUGUGUCCCUCUUCAACCGCUUCGACUGCUUCAUUGUGUGUGGGGGCAUCCUGGAGACCAUCCUGGUGGAGACCAAGAUAAUGUCCCCUUUGGGCAUCUCUGUGCUGAGAUGUGUCCGGCUACUAAGGAUAUUUAAAAUCACAAGGUACUGGAACUCCUUGAGCAACCUGGUGGCAUCGUUGCUGAAUUCUGUGCGCUCCAUUGCCUCCCUGCUGCUGCUUCUCUUCCUUUUCAUCAUCAUCUUCUCCCUCCUGGGCAUGCAGCUCUUUGGAGGAAAGUUCAACUUUGAUGAGAUGCAGACCCGGAGGAGCACAUUUGAUAACUUUCCUCAGUCCCUCCUCACCGUGUUUCAGAUCCUGACCGGGGAGGACUGGAAUUCGGUGAUGUAUGAUGGGAUCAUGGCUUAUGGCGGCCCCUCUUUUCCAGGGAUGUUAGUCUGUAUUUACUUCAUCAUCCUCUUCAUCUGUGGAAAUUAUAUCCUACUGAACGUGUUCUUGGCCAUUGCUGUGGACAACCUAGCUGAUGCCGAGAGCCUCACAUCAGCCCAAAAGGAGGAGGAAGAAGAGAAGGAGAGGAAGAAGCUGGCCAGGACCACCAGCCCAGAAAAGAAACAAGAGGUGGUAGAGAAAGCAGUAGUUGAUGAGACCAAGGAGGAGAAAAUUGAACUGAAAUCUAUUACAGCUGAUGGAGAAUCUCCCCCCACUACAAAGAUUAACAUGGAUGACCUCCAGCCCAAUGAAAAUGAGGACAAGAGCCCCUACUCCAACCCAGAAACCCCAGGAGAGGAUGAUGAAGAGGAGCCUGAGAUGCCUGUGGGCCCCCGCCCACGCCCCCUCUCUGAGCUGCACCUCAAGGAAAAGGCAGUACCUAUGCCGGAAGCCAGUGCGUUUUUCAUCUUCAGCCCCAACAACAGGUUUCGUGUCCAGUGCCACCGCAUCGUCAACGACACGAUCUUCACCAACUUGAUACUCUUCUUCAUCCUGCUCAGCAGCAUUUCCCUGGCCGCCGAAGACCCUGUCCAGCAAACCUCCUUCAGGAACUAUAUCCUAGGCAAUGCAGACUAUGUCUUCACUAGUAUCUUUACAUUAGAAAUUAUCCUUAAGAUGACUGCUUACGGGGCUUUCCUGCACAAGGGCUCAUUUUGCCGGAACUACUUUAACAUCUUGGACCUGCUCGUGGUCAGCGUGUCCCUCAUCUCCUUUGGCAUCCAGUCCAGUGCAAUCAAUGUUGUGAAGAUCUUGCGAGUUCUGAGGGUACUCAGGCCCUUGCGGGCCAUCAACAGGGCCAAGGGACUAAAGCAUGUGGUUCAGUGUGUGUUCGUUGCCAUCCGGACCAUCGGAAACAUUGUGAUUGUCACCACACUGCUGCAGUUCAUGUUUGCCUGCAUCGGGGUCCAGCUCUUCAAGGGAAAGCUUUACACCUGUUCAGAUAGUUCCAAACAGACUGAGGCAGAAUGCAAGGGAAACUAUAUCACAUAUAAAGAUGGUGAAGUUGACCACCCGAUCAUUCAGCCUCGGAGCUGGGAGAACAGCAAGUUUGACUUUGACAAUGUUCUGGCAGCCAUGAUGGCCCUGUUUACUGUCUCCACCUUUGAGGGAUGGCCAGAGCUGUUGUACCGCUCCAUUGACUCCCACACCGAAGACAAAGGUCCCAUCUAUAACUACCGCGUGGAGAUCUCCAUCUUUUUCAUCAUCUACAUUAUCAUCAUUGCCUUCUUCAUGAUGAACAUCUUCGUGGGUUUCGUCAUUGUCACCUUCCAGGAACAAGGGGAACAGGAAUACAAGAACUGUGAGCUGGACAAGAACCAGCGGCAGUGUGUGGAAUAUGCCCUUAAGGCUCGGCCCCUGCGGAGGUACAUCCCCAAGAAUCAACACCAGUACAAAGUGUGGUAUGUUGUCAACUCCACCUACUUUGAGUACCUGAUGUUUGUCCUCAUCCUGCUCAACACCAUCUGCUUGGCCAUGCAGCACUACGGUCAGAGCUGUCUGUUCAAAAUCGCCAUGAAUAUCCUCAACAUGCUCUUCACUGGCCUCUUCACCGUGGAGAUGAUUCUGAAGCUCAUUGCCUUCAAACCCAAGGGUUACUUUAGUGAUCCCUGGAAUGUUUUUGACUUCCUCAUCGUAAUUGGCAGCAUAAUUGACGUCAUUCUCAGUGAAACGAAUCACUAUUUCUGUGAUGCAUGGAAUACAUUUGACGCCUUGAUUGUUGUGGGUAGCAUUGUUGAUAUAGCAAUCACCGAGGUAAACCCAACUGAACAUACCCAAUGCUCUCCCUUUAUGAACGCAGAGGAGAACUCCCGCAUCUCCAUCACCUUCUUUCGCCUCUUCCGGGUCAUGCGCCUGGUCAAGCUGCUGAGCCGCGGGGAAGGCAUCCGGACACUGCUGUGGACCUUCAUCAAGUCCUUCCAGGCCCUGCCUUAUGUGGCUCUUCUGAUCGUGAUGCUGUUUUUCAUCUACGCUGUGAUUGGCAUGCAGGUGUUUGGGAAAAUCGCCCUGAAUGACACCACAGAGAUCAACCGGAACAACAACUUUCAGACCUUCCCCCAAGCAGUGCUGCUGCUCUUCAGAUGUGCGACCGGAGAGGCUUGGCAGGACAUCAUGCUGGCCUGCAUGCCAGGGAAGAAGUGUGCCCCAGAGUCGGAGCCCGGCAACAGCACUGAAGGGGAGACACCCUGUGGCAGCAGCUUCGCAGUCUUCUACUUCAUCAGCUUCUACAUGCUCUGUGCCUUCCUGAUCAUCAAUCUCUUUGUAGCUGUUAUAAUGGACAACUUUGACUACCUAACAAGAGACUGGUCAAUCCUUGGUCCCCACCAUCUGGAUGAAUUUAAAAGAAUUUGGGCAGAAUAUGACCCUGAAGCCAAGGGUCGUAUCAAACACCUAGAUGUGGUUACUCUUCUCCGGCGGAUUCAGCCCCCAUUGGGUUUCGGGAAGCUGUGCCCUCACCGCGUGGCUUGCAAACGCCUGGUCUCCAUGAACAUGCCUCUGAAUAGUGAUGGCACAGUCAUGUUCAAUGCCACCCUGUUUGCGUUGGUCCGGACAGCCCUGAGAAUCAAAACAGAAGGAAACCUAGAACAAGCCAACGAGGAGUUGAGGGCCAUAAUCAAGAAGAUCUGGAAGCGAACCAGCAUGAAACUGCUGGACCAAGUGGUGCCCCCUGCAGGUGACGAUGAGGUCACAGUUGGCAAGUUUUAUGCUACCUUCUUGAUCCAAGAGUAUUUCCGGAAAUUCAAGAAACGCAAAGAGCAAGGUCUUGUGGGAAAGCCUUCCCAGAGGAACGCCCUAUCCCUGCAGGCUGGCUUACGUACACUGCAUGACAUUGGGCCCGAGAUCCGGCGGGCCAUCUCUGGAGACCUGACAGCAGAAGAGGAGUUGGACAAGGCCAUGAAGGAGGCUGUGUCUGCUGCCUCUGAAGACGACAUCUUCAGGAGGGCUGGUGGCUUAUUUGGCAACCACGUCAGCUACUACCAAAGUGACAGCCGGAGCGCUUUCCCCCAGACCUUCACCACCCAGCGCCCGCUGCACAUCAACAAGACGGGUAACACCCAAGGCGACACAGAGUCACCCUCCCACGAGAAGUUGGUGGACUCCACUUUCACUCCAAGCAGCUACUCAUCAACCGGCUCCAACGCCAACAUCAACAAUGCCAACAACACUGCGCUGGGUCGCUUCCCCCGCCCUGCAGGCCGCCCUGGCAUGCUCAGCACCGUGGAGGGCCAUGGGUCCUCCUGGUCUCCUGCCAUCCGGGUGCCGGAGGCAACAUGGAAGCUCAGCUCCAAGAGGUACCACUCCCGGGAGAGCCAGAUAGCCAUGGUGUGUCAGGAGGAGAUGACUCGGGAUGACACCUACAGCGUGAAGAGGAGGGAGGAUGCUGAGGAGUACUGCAGUGAGCCCAGCCUGCUCUCCACAGAGAUGCUGUCCUAUCAAGAUGAUGAAAACCGACAACUGACACCCCCUGAGGAGGACAAGCGGGACAUUCGGCAAUCUCCAAAGAGAGGCUUCCUCCGUUCUGCCUCCCUAGGUCGGAGGGCCUCUUUCCACCUGGAAUGCCUGAAGCGACAGAAGAAUCAAGGGGGGGACAUCUCUCAAAAGACAGUCUUGCCCUUGCAUUUGGUUCAUCAUCAGGCGCUGGCAGUGGCAGGCCUGAGCCCCCUCCUCCAGAGAAGCCAUCCCCCCACCUCAUUGCCCAGGCCCUGUGCCACCCCUCCUGCCACCUCUGGAAGCCGAGGAUGGCCCCCACAGCCCAUCCCCACCCUGAGGCUGGAGGGGGCCGAGUCCACAGAGAAACUCAACAGCAGUUACCCAUCCGUCCACUGCAGCUCCUGGGCUGAGGAGCCCACUCCCUGCAGUGGGGACGGCAGCAUCCGGAGAACCCGGCCUGUGUCCCUCACUGUGCCCAGCCCGGCCGGGGCCCCAGGAAGGCAGUUCCAUGGCAGUGCCAGCAGUCUGGUUGAAGCGGUUUUGAUUUCAGAAGGACUGGGGCAGUUUGCUCAAGAUCCCAAGUUUAUCGAGGUGACAACCCAAGAGCUGGCUUACGCCUGCGACAUGACAAUAGAGGAGAUGGAAAAUGCGGCUGACAACAUCCUCAGCGGGGGCGCCCAGCAGAGCCCCAACGGCACCCUGCUGCCUUUUAUCAACUGCAGGGACCCUGGGCAGGAUGGAGCAGAGGGCGGGGAGGGUGAGCCCCACGUGCCCGGCCUGGAGUGUCGCAAGAGUGAGGAGGAAUUCCAGGACAGCAGAGCCUACAUCAGCAGCCUGUAGUAGCCAGGGCUGGGCAGAUGCUGGGAUUUUUCUUUGUUUCAAUGUUCCUAAUGGGUUCGUUUCAGAAGUGCCUCACUGUUCUCGUGACCUGGAGUUAACCGGAACAGCGUCUUCAUUCAUUUCGUUGGGACAAGACGCAGAGUUGGGUGGUGCGGAGAGUCAGCUUUUCAGGGGGCGAGGAAAGCAGCGACCCCAGUGUGGCCCACGGAGGUAGAGUGGUGAGGAGGAGGUGGAAGAGCCGGGAAGGGCGAGCCCAGGAGAAACAUGCACCCUCCCCGCUCCAUGCCAGGCCCUGCAGGAGCCCGCCGUCGCCUGGGUGCAGCUCAACACGCACGGUAGCCCUCACUAAAGGACCCAAUGCCAGACGGGUGUCUUUCAACUUUGCUUGUUAAAAAAAAAAGUCAUUUUGCACAUAAUCUGUAUGAGCCUCACUGUCUCUUUAGAGCCAGGGUCCUGUGGAUUUGCAGAGGGAAGUGGGGGCAGGACUCCAGGGAGGACUCCAGGGAGGACCCAGCUCCGACAGGGAGCCAGGUGAGGGCUUUGCACGCGGGCUUCCAACUCCCCCACCCGCAUCGAGAUCACCUUCUCGCACUGGUCACGGUGGGCCCUGGCUCACUCCGGGAAGUGGGCUCUGCACUCCAGGGAGGAGCCAGCUGCCGGCUCUUGGCAAAACCAGGUGGUGCUGAGCUUCCGUUGAGCGAGCGCUCUUGGGUUUGGUGGUCUGACAUUUUUCUUGAUUGCAUGUUGCUGUUUUGGGUUUUUUGGGGUUUUUUUUUUCAUCUGUUUUCCCAGGGGAGGGAAGGAAGAAGCGUGUUUACAAAGUUCUGUUGCUGCCCACCUUACUGUUUUCACUUUUGCAAAUGUAAAUCAGGUUUGGUUUUACUGUAUUAUUUAAAUCUUUCUUUCUUUCCUUUUUUUUCUGCAUCAGUUUCAAUAGAGCUGCUGUAGGAGAGUUUUGCCCACCAUUGUGUAUGCCCAAUAAUUUGAUAUUAUUUUCUUAGGUAGUAACAAUAACAAACAUUUUGGGGGUUUUGGUUUGGUUUUGAAAGAUAAAGGUCAGCAUCAGUGCUCCUUCAGUGGUCAUAUAUGUCGGGGACCGAGUUGGGUUUUAAUGCUGGGUGUAUGGGGGGGUGCUGUGGAGAAGAAGCAGGUGUCUGUGAGUGAGUGUGGCGGGGGGCCUGUGUUUGAUAUGUGUGUGUACCCAUGCAGUGCACCCCUGCACAGUACACAGCCUCCCCUCUCUGAGUGAAUUUGGGGGAGAUGGGAAUAUAGGGCCAUCUGAAAGCAAAAACAAACCACUGUCUCUGCUUCUGAAACAGGAAUCAAUAAUUCUUUGCAUUUUCUGUCCCACAAGAUAUGCAAAAACAAUGCAAUAAUAUUCAUUUAAAAAUACAAUUGUGAGUUGUGUUGGCAUUAAAACUGUAUUUAAGAACACACACAGAGAAAUUUAAAGAAAAAUCUCAAGAAGGCAGUUUGCUUCGAUUUAUUCGUGUAAUGUUUUAUUGCAUUGAUAAUGUUUCUGUUGAAGAAACUGUUAUACUUGAAUUCAGGUCAGUUUCAGUAUUUUACAAAUAUUUUUUUAAAACUGAAUUGCGAUUGUGCCAAGCGAAUAAUAAUGAAUUGAAUUAAGUUUGUUUUUUGAAGUCACUUCUUGUAUAUUUUGCUGCAUGUAAGUAAAUCAUUUUGUAUUUGGA
Molecule: messenger RNA, 8306 nt
Organism: Sorex fumeus (smoky shrew)
Lineage: Eukaryota; Metazoa; Chordata; Mammalia; Eulipotyphla; Soricidae
Gene: CACNA1C
Product: calcium voltage-gated channel subunit alpha1 C
Exons: 48
Coding region: 16-6612 (2198 amino acids)
Biological process (GO): calcium ion import across plasma membrane
Cellular component (GO): voltage-gated calcium channel complex; membrane
Molecular function (GO): high voltage-gated calcium channel activity
Source: RefSeq, a predicted model, not a curated record